CUUUACUGCAUUGGAUCUAGCCUACAGGCUUAUCGAUAGGUCGGCAUGGAAAAAGUGAAUUUUCGCUCAUCGCUCCCAGCCACUGUACCAUAUUCGCAGCAUAUUCAAGAUGGGGAAACGAUCAAUUGCCGAGGUCGGCGACGCCGAGUUGUCCAGGAAAAAGAGCAAGAAGGACAAGUCUGAGAAGUCCAAGAAGAGUGCGCCCAUCGACGCAGUCGAGGCGAAUGGCGACAGUGUAGAGCUCUCUGAGGCCGAGCGCAAGGCCGCGAAGAAGGCAAAGAAGGAAGCAAAGGAAGCCAAGAAGGCGAAGAAGGCCGAGGAUACUCCUGCUUCAGAAGAUGAAGAUGCAGCAAAGGCAGCCAGGAAAGCUGCGCGCAAAGCAGAGAAGAAGGCGGCAAAGGAAGCAGCAAGUGCAGCCACAACGGCGCCUACCUCGGUCACAACGUCAGCAGUUGCCUCUCGAGUCGAGUCGUCGGCCACGAGCCCCGAGCCUAUCGUAGACGGCGAAUACCAGGAAGAUAAGGAGCUGUCGCAGCUUCCUCAAUCCGAAAUCGACGCCUUCCUUACUAAGCACACCGUAACGAUCGACGACCCGAGGCCUGGCAACAAGUUGCGCCCAAUCAUAAAUUUCAAGUACUUGCCUAUCAAGAACGAGGCUUUCGCCAAAUUUACGACACCUACUCCCAUCCAGGCAGCGGUAUGGCCCUCGCUGCUUUCUGGACGAGACGCAAUUGGUGUGGCAGAGACAGGAUCUGGAAAGACGCUGGCUUUUGGUGUACCCUGUGUGCGCUAUAUUCAGUCUCUACCCAAAAACAAGCGCAAGGGUGCGAAGGCCGUCAUUGUCUCGCCUACCCGCGAGUUGGCUGUUCAGAUCCACGACCAAUUGGUCACUCUGGCUGGUCCUGCAGGACUCGGAGUUGUCUGCGUAUACGGAGGUGUGCCCAAGCCUCCCCAGAUCGCGGCUCUUCGCACAGCUUCUAUUAUUGUGGCCACACCUGGUCGCCUGAACGAUCUCGUUGGAGAGGGCUCUUGCGACCUCAGCAACGCCGACUAUGUCGUGCUUGACGAGGCUGACCGCAUGCUCGAUAAGGGCUUUGAGGAGCCCAUCCGCCAGAUCAUCACACAGUGCCCCAAGAAGCGUCAGACACUCAUGUUUACGGCGACUUGGCCUCCGUCAGUCCGUGAGCUAGCAUCCACCUUCAUGGUCUCACCUGUCAAGAUCACGAUCGGCGACAAUGUUUCCGGUGAACUUCGUGCCAACAUCCGCAUCAAGCAAGUUGUUGAGGUUGUAGAUCCUCGUGCUAAGGAACAGCGUUUGCUUCAGCUCCUUAGGCAAUACCAGUCCGGAAAGAACAAAGAUGACCGUAUUCUGGUCUUCUGUCUGUAUAAGAAGGAGGCUAUGCGUAUCGAGCAGUUUAUCCAGAGAUCGGGCUUCAGGGUCGGCGGCAUUCACGGCGACCUGAGCCAAGACAAGCGUACAGCUUCAUUGGCGGCUUUCAAGGAAGGCAAGGUUCCGUUGCUCGUAGCUACAGACGUGGCUGCCCGUGGCCUGGAUAUCCCAGCUGUGAAGGUCGUCAUCAAUGUCACUUUCCCCUUGACGGCUGAGGAUUACGUUCACCGAAUUGGCCGGACGGGUCGUGCCGGACAAGACGGUCUUGCGAUUACGCUGUUCACCGAGCACGACAAGGCCCUAUCUGGAUCUCUCAUCAAUGUACUCAAGGCAGCCAAUCAACCCGUACCGGAAGAGCUGAUGAAGUUCGGCACCACGGUCAAGAAGAAGGGUCAUGAGGCCUAUGGAGCGUUCUACAAGGACACUGGUGACAUGAAGGCAGCGACAAAGAUUACAUUCGAUUAGAUGUCUGAGGUCACCUCGCAGCUCACCGCAUACACGCUGUCUUUACAGUCGGCGAUGCAAGUGUUUAGCUGCAUUGCCCUGCAGCUCAAGCGGGGAUCAUUUUAGCAUUUC
Macroventuria anomochaeta is the source of this 1966-nucleotide messenger RNA. RefSeq names its product DEAD-domain-containing protein. The record is from RefSeq and is a predicted model, not a curated record. Gene Ontology annotation, cellular component: nucleolus. Gene Ontology annotation, biological process: rRNA processing. The coding region runs from base 110 to 1855 and encodes 581 amino acids. NCBI's taxonomy places the organism in Eukaryota, Fungi, Ascomycota, Dothideomycetes, Pleosporales, Didymellaceae. Gene Ontology annotation, molecular function: ATP binding; RNA binding; RNA helicase activity. The transcript has 2 exons.